AUGGCGAUCGCAGCAUCCCUGCGUUUGAAUGCUGCGACCGAGCCUGAUCUUACACGACAACCGUGUGAUUUGCUUAUUUUCGACUUGACAUCAUGUAAAAGUCAAGUACAGGUCCCUAUAAACCUAACUCGUUAUCAGACCUCGGCCGAGAGACCAUGCAGCCUCACUCUGACUCCCUGUGUUGACAUACGCACUGCUGAGUCACCUGCGGCGUCGGAUGAGCAUUUUGCGUUAUUGCAUUCGAUCCCCGAAAUUUCGUAUGCUAAUUGUAUUAAAGUACGUGCUUGUAAAUUCGUUUUAAAGAUGUGGGGAAUAUCAAAUCCAGCGUAUCAAAUUUCCCGUUCACAACAAUGGAAAAGACAGUCACGCGAGCUGGCGGAGGUCGCAUGCCUCUUAUCGGGCUGGGAUGCUGGCAGUCCCCCCCGGAGCAGGGGGACGAGGCGGUGGAGGCGGCGCUGGACGGGUGGCUACCGCCACAUCGACACCGCCUACAUCUACCUCAACGAGGAGGCCGUCGGCGCCGGCAUCCGGAACUGGCUCGAGAAGACAGGCAAGAGCAGGGGCGAGAUCUUCGUCGUGACCAAGCUGCCCAUGAUCGGCAUGAACGAAGGAGGCGUGGAGAAGUUCCUGAAGAAGUCCCUGGAGAAGUUGCAGCUGGGCUACGUGGACCUCUACCUCGUCCACGGGCCCGUCGGCGUGAUUGGCAAACACGACAACGAUAUCUUCCCGGUGGUCGAUGGGAAGCUGAACGUGGAUUUCGGAACAGACCUUAUUGCCGUCUGGAAGGAAAUGGAGAAGAUGAAGACGCUCGGCCUGGCGAAGUCCAUCGGCGUCUCCAACUUCUCCAUCAAGCAGCUGAGGAAGAUCUGCGCCGUUGCUAAGAUUCCUCCGUCCGUGCAACAGGUUGAGUUGCACGCUCACUUCCAGCAGCACGACAUGCAGGAGUUCUGCAAGAGCCACAACAUCGCCAUCACCGCCUACGCCCCCCUGGGUUCCCCCGGCCGGCGGGGCGUUCCUACGCUGAGCGGCGGCUGUAUACCGACGCUGCUGGAGGACCCCGUGGUGCAGCUGGUGGCGGAGAGGCACGGCGUGACGACGGCGCAGGUCCUCCUCCGCUUCCUGGUCCAGCAGGGCCUCAUCGCCAUCCCCAAGUCCGUCACGCCCUCGCGCAUCGCCGCCAACAACGACGUCUGGAACUUCGCGCUAACGGACACCGAGUUGGCCGCCCUCAGGAGCCUUGACAAAGGGCCCUCCGGUCGCUCCUUCGUCUUCGCCAACCGCCCUGGGUGAGUCGCGAAGCAGUUGCGUCAUAUCCUUGUGAUAAAUUAUUUUUAAUAAGAGUUAAGAAGAGUUUUAGGUAGGCAGAGGGAGAGAAGUUGGCUCUACGUAUGUAUAACUGGAUGUUUGAAUGUUAUUAUUAUCAUUAUUU
Messenger RNA from Penaeus monodon (black tiger shrimp), 1429 nucleotides. RefSeq names its product 1,5-anhydro-D-fructose reductase-like. Gene Ontology annotation, cellular component: cytosol. Bases 1 to 1290 code for a protein of 429 amino acids. Gene Ontology annotation, molecular function: aldose reductase (NADPH) activity. The transcript has 10 exons. Lineage: Eukaryota; Metazoa; Arthropoda; Malacostraca; Decapoda; Penaeidae. The record is from RefSeq and is a predicted model, not a curated record.